GUUGGUUGCCAGCAAAUUAUGGGCCUUAAAACCAUUUGGAGGAAUUACAGAGUUCUGAUUGUUAUGGGAACUGGCCUUGCGCUGGUACAUUGGGGUUGGUAUAACAUCAAGUCCAAUCCUAUUUUUCAACCCAAGAGAGAUGAGUUUGUCCCAGAGCCUGCGAUUGUGAGGUACGUGCUGGAACAAGAGAAGCAAGCAAAGGGGAAAUAGCUGUACGCUGCAGUGGAGUA
Messenger RNA from Euleptes europaea (tarantolino), 230 nucleotides. RefSeq lists its product as uncharacterized. Bases 19 to 210 code for a protein of 63 amino acids. Lineage: Eukaryota; Metazoa; Chordata; Lepidosauria; Squamata; Sphaerodactylidae. The record is from RefSeq and is a predicted model, not a curated record. The transcript has a single exon.